GCCUAACAUUUAAAACUCAUUCUGAAACCGCUUUAGUGAAACUACAAAUGCUGCUUUAGCUUUAAAAUUGUGUGAUGGCAUGGUUAUUAACAUGUAAUAUGAAAGUUGAUGGAAUAAAGUGCAGCUGAGUCUCAUGGGAACAUCAUUAACUUAGCUGUAAACCAAACUGGACAAAUUGUAAGUUUCACCUACAGUAAUUAUGGUGCUACCUGGAAAGUUAAGGGACAAUCAGCAGUUAGGUUAAGGCAGUGGUUCUCAAACUACAGGGCAAGUUAAGCUGGGUGGUGGAAAAACAUUUGGGAACUCCAGGGUUCUGGCUUUGAACAAUGAGUGACAACCAAUGGCCAGCCUCCACUUUAGACCCUCAUUUUAGCACCACACAACUGCUGAACAAAUGCAUAGCUGUGAGUUUUCAUAAUGUACUGUAGGUCCGUUGUGUAGAUGCGGUUCAUUUUCAAAGGGUUCUAUAGUUCACUGUAGGUUAGCUACAUGUCCUUAGGCACAAAGCAAGUUGUGUUUUUGCUGCACGUAGGCUGCACAAUGGGUGGGGGUUUGUUAUCACACUGCCCUAUAGACACCUGGCUGAGUGACACAAGUUCUUGCAAAACAUGCGAUAAUGUUCCUGUCCUGUCUCUUACGUGCAGGGGUCCCAUGUUCCUGAACACUCCUUGUUUAACCUGACCCAAAGUUCAACAACAUUUUAGCAACAUCAGAAAAAAAGGUUGUGCCACUAAGCCCAUUUCCCAAAAGCUGCAUAGACUAUAUAAAGUUUCUUGUGCAGGAGUGGAGUUUAUGUGGUGUCACCUGCUGGUAUAGGCUAGUUAGACAGGAAGACAGCUUUUAUCAAACUACAUGGCUGUCUAUCUAUUUAAGACCAUCUGUAAAGGUUUGGGUAUCAAGUUUGUGCUCUAAUUUUAACCUGGUAAACACAUAUGCUAAUAUCCAAGUAAUGGAUACAUUAUUCAGCUAUGGAUUUCAGCUAUCAAUUCAUAACGACUAUUGUCUGUUUUACUUCUUUAUAGCUCUUACAUUUUGGAAUUAUAAUAGCCAGCAUUCUUGUAUCUAUCGUUAUAGCUCUUCCUGACUCUUUACAGUAAGAGCUAUAUAUAUUUUACUGCCGAUUAAAGUAGUUGAUCCCAGUUUCAUUUCAGCUCUGUCUGUGCAUCUUUCCCGGGCAAUGGGCGGGGCCGAGGCGCACGUCAUAUCAGCCACCGCGCUCUGAUUGGCUACCGAUCCUCACCCGACACAGCUGAGAUUGUUGUCUGCAAAGGAAGCGCUUCUCGCUGGUAGGAGCUCUGUACUGUGGUAUGGACUCGGAGUGUGUUUUUUACUCUCUGUGUCUGCUAACAGUGAUGUGAACAAACAACGUGAUUGCAGUCUUUGUUGUGAAAAGGGGAUCUCGGCUUAAUUACAUAUGUGGAGGCGCGAAUGAACAAGAGUGGAGGUUUCUCUUCGGACCAGACCCUGAAGACGUCUGGGGAGCAAGUUUCUUCUCCUUUAGCCCAAAAGUGCCAAAUGCUAAGACAAGAGAACCACUGCUGGAGCUGCUCCUGUGCAUCAGUUGUUGAAACCAAGCAGUCAUCAUCUGGAGCGAGUUUAUUGACAUCUAAAACAGAAGAAAUGAUGUCCAUCAUCACUUCGGUGCUCAGCAGUGCCUACAAAUCCCUGCACAAUGUCCGGACGGUCAACUUGAUCCGCCGCGGACUCGUUCUCUUCACAGUCGGAGUGUUUCUCGCCCUGGUGCUCAACUUGCUGCAGAUACAAAGAAAUGUCACCUUGUUUCCCGAGGAAGUGAUGACAACUUUAUUUUCCUCUGCUUGGUGGAUCCCACCUUGCUGUGGAACAGGGGCAGCUGUUGUCGGCCUGCUGUAUCCCUGCCUUGACCGCCAUUUGGGAGAGCCACACAAGUUCAAGAGGGAGUGGGCCAGCGUCAUGAGGUGCAUCGCAGUGUUUGUCGGUAUCAACCAUGCCAGUGCUAAACUAGACUUUGACAACAACGUGCAGCUCUCUCUAACACUGGCAGCCUUGUCCUUGGGCCUGUGGUGGACAUUCGACCGGUCCAGGAGUGGCUUUGGUCUGGGGAUCACCACUGCCUUCUUAGCUACUGUGAUCACACAGCUGCUCGCCUACAACGGAGUCUACCAGUACACGUCUCCAGACUUCUUGUAUGUGCGCUCCUGGCUCCCGUGUAUAUUCUUCUCAGGCGGUGUUACUGUGGGAAACAUAGGACGCCAACUUGCCAUGGGUGGAGCUGAGAAACCCCACAUGGACUGAAGAGUGGUAAUGCAGAAAACCAGACAAAUAACAGUCUACAUAAAAAUGAACUGGCUAUAUGAAGAAUGAAACAAGUAACUGGAGGAAAAAUGACAGACUUGAUCCUUUGUUCCCAUAAUGAAGUGCAAAAAAAAGCCCCUUAUCUAUUGUGUGCCAUGUCCUCUGCACUUCCUUGUGGCUAACAACCUCUCCCUCCCACCUCUGUUGUACUCCAUUAGCACCAAGGCUUUCUUCACACUAGAGGGGAGGACAGUGUUUUAUUCUUUUUAAAUGGGCUGGAAGUAUGUAUCUUCUCACUGUUUAUGGAGACAAACAGUGUACAUGUGUGCUUUGGAGUGGAUGCAUCUUGAUCGUGGCAGAACAGACACGAGAGUGCUGUAAUGUCUGUUCUAGUUUUUUGUUUUUUAAAUUAGCCGGAAUAUAAUAUGAUUAUAAAAGGGAAAUGUGUGAGUGGGAAAAAGAAAUGUAUUCAGUGGCAUUACUGAAGCACAAGGGCGAUGUUCCCAUUCAAACCAAAUUAAGUGUUUAUUUUGUGGCUUUUGAAUGACCCUAAGCCAAAUGUACUAUAUGUUUGGUAAUGAAUACUUU
Molecule: messenger RNA, 2862 nt
Organism: Monopterus albus (swamp eel)
Lineage: Eukaryota; Metazoa; Chordata; Actinopteri; Synbranchiformes; Synbranchidae
Gene: insig1
Product: insulin induced gene 1
Exons: 6
Coding region: 1429-2274 (281 amino acids)
Biological process (GO): cellular response to insulin stimulus; SREBP-SCAP complex retention in endoplasmic reticulum; cholesterol biosynthetic process
Cellular component (GO): SREBP-SCAP-Insig complex; endoplasmic reticulum
Source: RefSeq, a predicted model, not a curated record